Molecule: messenger RNA, 3407 nt
Organism: Talaromyces proteolyticus
Lineage: Eukaryota; Fungi; Ascomycota; Eurotiomycetes; Eurotiales; Trichocomaceae
Product: vacuolar protein sorting protein DigA
Exons: 2
Coding region: 121-2925 (934 amino acids)
Biological process (GO): intracellular protein transport; vesicle-mediated transport; vacuole organization
Cellular component (GO): HOPS complex; endosome
Molecular function (GO): protein-macromolecule adaptor activity
Source: RefSeq, a predicted model, not a curated record
CUGAGCUUCACCAUCCAUCCUGUCGUCGGCCGCAGCAUUUCCUAAAUUUUCGGCAGAGAAUAACUGCCCAAAAAUUGCCAUGGGCAAGUUGUGAUACGAGUCUAAGAUACCAAGCGCAGAAUGGCGCUCGAUCAAUCUAGCAGCUAUGUUGCACCGACCAAUUUGCCAGAGACACAAGAUGCUUCGCAGCCUAUCUUUGAUGUUCGACCUGUUCAGCUCCAAUUCGCAGUCGGGGCAGACUUUGUUGCUGCUCAAGUCGCAAAUAAUGUUUUGAUUCUAGCCCUGGCUACUGGGAGAAUCCUUCGCAUUGAUUUGGACUCCCCGGAGGAUAUUGAUGAUAUCGAUCUUCCAAAGAAAUCCUCUGAGACUGGUCUCAUUCGUCGCCUCUUUCUUGACCCUUCCGCUUCUCAUCUAAUAAUAACCACUACGCUUGGCGACAAUUACUACCUUCACACCCAAUCCCGUCAACCAAAGCCAUUGUCGCGGCUGAAAGGCUUGAUAGAAAGCAUUGCCUGGAACCCGUCAUUGCCGACUGCAUCUACUAGAGAGAUUCUCGUCGGAGUCACAGAUGGGCAUGUGUACGAAGUAUACAUCGAACCUACCACUGAAUUUUACCGCCGUGAGGAGCGAUAUGUUACAAGCGUCUAUCGAGUAUCUGAUACUUCCAUCACGGGAAUUUUUGCCGAACUAACACCUGCCAAACCCGAACAAAGGGAGGUUAUCAUUGCUACGUCAAGUAAACUUCUGCAUUUUUCAGGACAUGUCGGACGGCAUGGGAAAGAUGGAGUUUAUGCGGAGCUAUUCCAAAGAAAUACACCCACAGUACAUGAGAUUGAGGACGUAAACAAGUCAGCACCAUCGUCAUUGGCGAUAUCUCCGGAACCUGCUGAGGAUUAUCAUGGAGUAGGUCAGUCACCCGAAAGGUUAUUUGCGUGGCUUUCCUCCGAAGGUGUACUUCAUGGUUCGUUGGAUCACACAUCGUCAGAUACCAGCAAAUCAAUAAAAAAUGCCAAACUGCUUCCUCGGACGGCCUUUCCUGCUACAGAGUCUGCACGGGGUGGGAAAAAGCUGAUUCAAGAUCCAAUCACGGCUAUAACCUUAACACAGUGGCAUCUCCUUGCUUUGGUGGAAGGUCGCGUAGUCGCUGUGAACCUUCUAAGCGGCGAAAGCGUGUAUGAUCAGGCGGUACUUGAGCCUCGCCAGACUGUACUUGGACUUCUGAAUGAUCGUGCAAAGAAUACAUUCUGGCUCUUCACUCCCCAGGAAAUUUUCGAAGUAGUGGCAGAGGACGAAGACCGGGAUUUGUGGCGCAUUUUCCUAAAAGAACAGAGGUUUGAUGAGGCUCUCCAACAUGCACAAGGCUCUGCGCAAAGAGAUGCUAUUGCUACUGCGUCUGGGGACUACCUUGCCAGCAAAGGCAACUACCUAGAAGCAGCCGCUGUUUGGGGGAAGAGCAGCAAGGGUUUUGAGGAAGUGUGCCUGACUUUGAUAAAUAGCGGCGAGCACGAUGCUCUACGAAAAUAUCUUCUUACACGUCUUGGUAGCUACAAGAAAUCAUCGAUUAUGCAGCGCCUGAUGAUCACAAGCUGGCUCAUCGAAGUCUUUAUGGCGAAACUAAACUCCUUGGACGAUACUAUAGCAACGAAGGCUGAGCUUACCGAAGGCACAAGCACAGGGGAGUCUAAAGCACACCUAGACGAUGUUCGAGCGGAGUUUGAAGACUUCGUCACGCGUCAUAAAUCAGACCUGGACCAAAAGACCGUCUACGACAUUAUCAGCAGCCAUGGGCGGGAGAAAGAGCUUCUCUUUUUUGCAAAUGUCUCAAAUGAUUACAAUUAUGUUCUUUCUUACUGGAUACAACGUGAGAAAUGGACCGAAGCAUUGAAUGUGUUGCAGAGACAGACUGAUGCUGAAGUCUUCUACAAGUACAGCACUGUUUUAAUGGCUCAUGCCGCAGCUGGCCUUGUUGAUAUCAUAAUGCGCCAGACUAAUCUUGACCCCGAAAAGUUGAUACCUGCCUUGCUUAGCUACAACAAUGCUACACAGAUACCUCUCAACCAAAACCAAGCAGUUCGCUAUCUCACUUUCAUUAUCGCCAACCACCCUCGUCCGACGGCAGCAGUCCAUAAUACUUUAAUUUCCAUUUAUGCUUCAAGUCCCUCCUCCAACGAGGCAGCGCUUCUUAACUACCUUGAGUCACAGUCAUCAGAUCCGCCCCCUUAUGACGCAGAUUUUGCGCUCCGUCUGUGUAUUCAACAUGAACGAGUACAGUCUUGCAUUCAUAUCUACAGCUCAAUGGGCCAGUACUUACAAGCUGUUGAGCUGGCUUUGAAAUACAACGAUAUAGAGCUCGCCGCAAUCGUCGCUGACCGACCCGAAGGUAACGACAAGCUACGCAAAAAGCUAUGGCUGCUUGUCGCAGAGAGAAAGAUCCGCCAACCCGGUACCGGUAUAAAAGAUGCCAUUGAGUUCCUCCGACGAUGUGAACUCCUCCGCAUCGAAGACAUGAUCCCCUUCUUUCCUGACUUUGUUGUUAUUGAUGACUUUAAAGAUGAGAUUUGCAAGGCGCUGGAAGACUACUCGAUCCAUAUCGAUGAGUUGCGACAAGAGAUGGAUAAUUCUGCGCAGACUGCAGGCCAAAUCAGAGCCGAGAUUGCUGGGUUAGAUGCCCGAUACGCUAUCGUCGAACCAGGGGAGAAAUGCUGGAUCUGUUCACUCCCUUUGUUGAGUCGCCAAUUCUUCGUCUUCCCCUGCCAGCACGCUUUUCACAGCGACUGUCUUGGGAAGGAAGUUCUGGAGGGUGCUGGAGGAAAGAAGCGGUAUAUACGAGACCUGCAAGCGCAACUCAACACGGGGGACAUUGCGGCAAAGAAGAGGGAAAAUAUUAUUAAGGAGUUAGAUUCAUUAAUUGCGGAGGCAUGGUAAGCAUGAAAUCUUUUUUCUGCCUUGCGAAACAUGGUUUGCUAAUGAUUGUUUACUAGUAUACUGUGCGGCGAUCACGGUGUCAAGCAAAUAGAUAAGCCGUUCAUAACAGAGUCGGAUAAUACCGACGAGUGGAAGCUAUAAUAUCCGCAUAUAUGUAUAUAUCAUAGCGAUACCUAGGGCUAAUCCACCAAUUGAUGGCAUGAACGUUUUGAUGAUACGGAUGUGCGAUGACAGUAGACUCAGGUGUAAGGUAAGCCUCUAUCAAGGUGCGUCAAUGGCAUUGUAUUGGGAGGAGUUAUGUCGGCUGGCUGGAUAUUGUUGAGUCUGGAGUGUACAAAUUUUGUCUAGAGAUGUACUUGCGUUGAUCUAACAGCUUAAUUUGCUUAUAAGAGGCUCAUUGUCAGCCCGGAUAUUCAAUAACAAUACAUUGAUCACAUAGGAAGAAUAUAUAUUAUUCAUUAAGUUCAUUAGGUUUGGUUACU